Misgurnus anguillicaudatus (oriental weatherfish) is the source of this 1237-nucleotide messenger RNA. Lineage: Eukaryota; Metazoa; Chordata; Actinopteri; Cypriniformes; Cobitidae. The record is from RefSeq and is a predicted model, not a curated record.
GCAUGCCCUAAAAAAAUACUUAUAUGGACCUCUGUAUUUAUAAAAUCCUGCGUAAGGCCCUGCUCAUAAUUAAAUACAAAAGCCAAAAAGGUUCACUUUUUGAAAAAAGACCCCUUUCCUUUCAAUAGGCUGGCUACGGACCUGGAAAUUUUGUCGGUCUAUGCUGGUUUAGCUGGUGGUAACCAGCAUACCAGCACCAAAACACAACAUAUGCUGGUCUUGCUGGUAUGACCAGCAUGGGAUGCUGGUGCUAAUGCUGGUAUAGCUGGUGUUAAUGCAGGUUUGGUGCUGGUUCAGCUGGUGCUAAUGCUGGUGCUGAUGCUGGUUUAGCUGGUGUUCACUAGCAAAACAGCACCAAAAUUAUGCUGGUCUUGCUGGUAUGCUGUUUUUUUUUCAGCAGGGAAUGCAGGCUUCCUAGUAAAUUUUAACAUACUUAUUAUAACCUUCAUUAGAUAAGGCUACGUGAUUAGUGAUUGAAUUGACUUUCACUAUUUUCUUUAGAGUUAGCGCCAUGGAAGACAGUGGUUCUGAGGACAUCCCCAUACCACCCCUCCCCCACUCAGCUCUUGCAUCUGAUCACGGAGACCUAGCUCCUACUGCCUCCAUAACCCUAGAAAAGCUGCGUGAAGAAAAGAGGGCCUUGGUGGACCAGAGGGAUCAGCUGAGGAGAGAAUUAGAUCGGCUGUUAGACUCAGUUGCUGCCCCUGCACCUGCUCCAUCAACUGUACCUGCCACUCCGCAUUGCCACAAGAAACCAGAAAAGAAGAGGAGAAGAAUGACAUCUUCUUCAUCAUCUUCAACCUUCACUUCAUCUUCAUCCACCUCCUCAUCUUCUUCAUCUUCCAGUGACAGAGAAAGGAAGAAGAAGAAAAAGAAAAAGAAGAGGACAAAUCUGAGAUCAUUUGGGAAAAGAAAGGCAGGAAGGGCAGGAUGGGAACCGGACACAGAAAUGAUCUCCGGCGUCGGGGAGACGGAAGAUGACAUCUCCAGCCUGAUCGCCCCGGUUCUAAUGCCCCUCGGGCUGGAUGGAGUCAGGCGAGAUCCAACAGGUCCGGUGACAAUAGCAUCAGAUGGGGAACAGUUUGCUGUUCCUCCUUAUACCCCAGGGACAACUCUGCAGUCUUAUGCCAAGGACUUGCAGCAGUUUGUGGCCUCCUGUCCCCAACUUCGGAAGAAAAUUGAGGACAUGAAGAAAGAAUAUAAGCUGCUACCUAUUAAAAAUAAGUUUCGUAAUUGA